UCGCAGUGAGGCAGUGUACACUCGCGUGUCGUGAAGACAAUACUCGGUUAAAUUGCAAAAUGACUAACUACGCGUUUAAUAUUUUGUGUGUCUCUUCUAUUUUCCUUUUGGUGGUCAUGUCCAGCGCAGAUGCGACUCAUCUCGUCAAUGUUCAAGUCACGGAUUCGCGAAUUGUUGGCGGCAAAGUGGUCAAUAUUAUACAGUACCCACACCAGGUCAGUCUACGUGUUAGGAAUGCCUCUAUAACGGGAGACCCCUACGACCAUUCAUGUGGUGGCAGCAUAUAUUCUGAUCGUAUUGUCGUAACGGCAUCACAUUGCGUUGAUCAUAAGGAGAGCAACGAACUUAUGGUUGUUGUAGGCACGAAUCAACGCGAUGGUGCUGACGGGGUAAUAGUACCGGUUAAAGAGAUUCUGAUGCACGAAGAAUAUAAUGAAGAACUUGUGGAUAACGAUAUUGCUUUGUUGGUACUUGCCGCUGCGUUGCCAAUAAAUAAUUUCACUAUUAAACCAAUUGAACUGAUCGAGGUGCAACCGCAACAUGGAGAAAUCGCUACAGUAACCGGUUGGGGCGUAGACGCUAAAGGUCGGAUUCCCGACUUCUUGCACGAAGUGCAAGUGCCGAUUGUCAGCAAUGAGAUAUGUGACGAACGUUAUGCGGGUAUAAUUACAGACGCUAUGCUGUGUGCCGGUUUGUUGGAUGUUGGCGGCAAAGAUGCCUGCCAAAUGGAUUCAGGAGGACCGCUCUUGGUUAAUGGAAAACUAGCAGGUGUGGUAUCAUGGGGAAUCGGUUGUGGGCRACCUAAAUAUCCGGGCGURUACGCGAAUAUUUGGUAUUUAUUGCCAUGGCUGCGGGUGACUAUCGCCGAGGUGGAAGAGGCGCUUUUGAAGGAAAAUAAUUGAAAAAAAUCAAUUUAUAAGAAUGUGUAUUUUUCAAACAUUGUUGUAUUUAUUAUAAUAAAUUGG
Molecule: messenger RNA, 965 nt
Organism: Bactrocera latifrons
Lineage: Eukaryota; Metazoa; Arthropoda; Insecta; Diptera; Tephritidae
Product: trypsin zeta-like
Exons: 1
Coding region: 60-902 (280 amino acids)
Biological process (GO): proteolysis
Molecular function (GO): serine-type endopeptidase activity
Source: RefSeq, a predicted model, not a curated record